This is a messenger RNA of Amaranthus tricolor (Joseph's coat), 2187 nucleotides long. RefSeq names its product ABC transporter G family member 22-like. NCBI's taxonomy places the organism in Eukaryota, Viridiplantae, Streptophyta, Magnoliopsida, Caryophyllales, Amaranthaceae. The record is from RefSeq and is a predicted model, not a curated record. The coding region runs from base 6 to 2099 and encodes 697 amino acids. Gene Ontology annotation, molecular function: ATP hydrolysis activity; ATP binding; ABC-type transporter activity. The transcript has 10 exons. Gene Ontology annotation, cellular component: membrane.
UGGAAAUGAGCAAAAUUCAUACUCAAAAUUCAUCAAAGCAAGGGAAUGCUAACAAUAAUGGGAUUGAAGCGGCCGUACCAAUGUUCAGAAGGAGAAACCAUGAUUUGCAAUCAACCAACCAUGUAAAUUUUCCUAUUGCCUUUCAUCCUGCAGGGACCUCUUCAUCUCACGCUUCAGCUGCUAAUACAGAUGAACCAGGAGAAGUAAUAGGAAAGCACGAGAUGAAUCCUGAAUCAGGCAUUCGGAAAUAUGAACCUAUUUUGCCAAGUUUAGCAAUAUGCUUAAGGUUUGAAGAUGUGAAGUUCAAGGCAAGAAUGAAUGAGUUGAAAAAUUCAUCAAUAGAAGGUGAAAAGUACAUACUACAAGGAGUAAGUGGAGCAGCAAAUCCUGGAGAGCUUCUGGCCAUGAUUGGUCCAUCUGGGGGUGGUAAAACUACUUUGCUCAACCUUUUAAGUGGAAGACUUACCUUUAACAGUGGUACUAUUACCUAUAACAACCUCCCUUAUUCCAAGUCCUUAAAGCGCAAGAUUGGAUACGUAACACAAGAUGAUUUAGUGUUUCCUCACCUUACCGUGAAGGAGACAUUAACUUAUGUUGCUUUGCUUCGGCUUCCAAAGACAUUGACUAAACAGCAGAAACAAGAGCGAGCCAUGGAAGUUAUAAUAGACCUUGGUUUAGAAAGGUGCCAAAAUUCAAUAAUAGGAGGUGGAGGAGGACUUAAGAAGGGAGUAUCAGGAGGAGAAAGAAAGAGGGUUUGUAUAGGAAAUGAAGUGCUUCUUGAUCCUUGUCUUUUACUCUUAGAUGAACCAACCUCUAGUUUAGAUUCAUCAAGUGCAUUAAGAAUAGUCCUAUUACUCAAAAACAUGGCCAAGGCAGGAAAAACAGUGGUAACAACCAUUCACCAGCCAUCAAGUAGACUAUUUUCCAAAUUUGACAAGCUAAUACUUCUAGGAAGAGGCAGCUCUCUCUAUUUCGGGAAAGCAUCUGAUGCAAUGAAGUAUUUUUCUUCUAUGGGUUGCUCACCACUUAUAGCUAUGAAUCCUGCUGAGUUUCUUCUUGAUCUUGCAAAUGGGAACAUGAAUGAAAAAUCUAUCCCAUUACAGUUGGAACACACACUCUCCCCCACAAAUUCUACAUCUAGGCCUUCACAAAUGGAAGUUCAUAAGUAUUUUGUUGAGGAAUGUGAAUCAAGAUCAUGGAUGAUAAGGAAUGGAAAAACAAAAAAGGCUACAGUUGAACAAAGUGAUAUAAUGCUGGAAUACAGGAGAAGUAAUUCAAAGUGGAAAUCAAGCUGGUGGGACCAAUUCUGUGUUCUUGUUAGUAGAGGAUUUAAGGAAAGACGACAUGAAUAUUUCAGUUGCACUCGUGUUAUCCAAGUCAUUUUAACCGCUAUAAUUGUAGGUUUGCUAUGGUGGCAUCCUAAUUAUUCAUCUUCCAUAGAUACCUCUGAUCAGGCAGGGUUGCUGUUCUUCAUCUCAGUUUUCUGGGGUUUUUUCCCACUAUUUACAGCAAUCUUUACCUUCCCACAAGAAAGAGUAAUGCUAAUAAAGGAAAGAUCAGUAGGGAUGUACAAACUCAGUGCAUAUUUUGCUGCUCGGAACAUCACUGAUCUACCUUUGGAUCUUGUUUUACCCACCUUUUUUAUGCUCAUAAUGUACUUCAUGGUUGGAUUAAAACCAAAAUUUUCUGCAUUUUUCCUCACAUUACUUGCAAUUUUCCUCAACAUAGUGGCUUCCCAGGGACUAGGCUUAAGCAUUGGUGCAGCAUUCAUGGACAUCAAGAAAGCAUUAACCUUAGCUUCUAUACUCAUCAUGUCUUUCAUGCUAUCAGCUGGCUUUUUCAUCCAUGAUGUGCCCGGUUUCAUUUCUUGGUUACGUUAUGUUUCCUUCAACUAUCACACAAACCGGCUUUUGUUAAAGAUUCAAUUUGGGUGUUCAAGUGAGAGUUUGAAAUCAGGAAGGUGUGAAGCUCCUAUAAUCAAAGGAUUAAAAGUAGAUUAUUCUGGUAAAAUUGAGAUUGGAGCCUUGAUUAUAAUGAUCAUUGGAUAUAGAUUUAUAGCUUACUUAUUUCUCAAGAGAAUGAAAUUUAGGCCUGCAUGAUAUUUUCCACCAAAUAUGAGCUACAAAAGAGUGGCUAAUUAUAAUUUGUGAACCAAAAAUAUUAUCAUUUAUCACUUAUAUGUCAUCA